This is a messenger RNA of Camellia sinensis, 1189 nucleotides long. NCBI's taxonomy places the organism in Eukaryota, Viridiplantae, Streptophyta, Magnoliopsida, Ericales, Theaceae. The record is from RefSeq and is a predicted model, not a curated record.
AAAAAAAAUGGCCGCUGCAACUCCACUCUGUGUCCACUCCUCCCCUGAAACUCACCUUCACGCACCAAAGUCAACAAGCAUCAAAACACUGGCAGAAUCACCUGGCCUCACUUGCAUCCCUCCAAACUACACCUACACCACAAAUCCUCGUGAAUCUGCGGCAUCAGAACCAGAAGAUUCAAUUCCCAUCAUUGAUUUUUCCUCCCUCACCUCCAGUGAUCCUGAUCAACGGUCCCAAGUCAUCCAAGACCUCGGCAAAGCUUGCCAGGAGUGGGGCUUCUUCAUGGUGGUUAACCAUGGUGUGCCGGAGAGCUUGAUGAAGGAGAUGGUUGAUGCGUGUAACGGGUUUUUUGAUCUGAGGGAGGAGGAGAAGAGGGAGUUUGAAGGGAAACAUGUGUUGGAUCCGAUCAGGUGCGGCACCAGCUUCAAUUCUAAAGCAGACAAAGUGUUCUCCUGGAGGGAUUUUCUCAAGGUGUUUGUGCAUCCUCAGUUUCACUCUCCCAACAAACCUACAGGUUUCAGUGAGCUCUUAAGAGAGUAUAGCAAACAAACCCGAAAAGUGGCAAUGGAGUUACUCAGAGGCAUAUCAGAAAGCCUGGGAUUGGAAGAAUGCUAUAUUGAGAAGGCAAUGGAUCUAGAAUCCGGUCUGCAAAUCUUCGUCGGAAACCUCUAUCCUCCCUGUCCACAGCCAGAACUCGCAAUGGGUUUGCUGCCGCACUCCGAUCAUGGCCUGCUAACCAUGCUUAUCCAGAAUGAAAUUGGAGGCCUGCAACUGCAUCACAAUGGUAAAUGGGUUAAUGUCAAGGCACUUCCCAAUUCCUUCCUCGUUAAUACUGCUGAUCACCUUGAGGUGAAUUUCUUUUCUUUUCUAUGGUUUCAUUUACUAAAUUAUCAACCCGCUAUAAAUGAGCUGAGUCAAAUCGAGCUCAAACAAAACCGAGCUUUAAGGUGUUUGGGUUUGGUUUGCUGAAAAUUGUUGAGCUUGAAGAAUCGAGAUCAAACUCUACUCAUCAAGUAUUUGAGCAAUUUGAGCUUAGCUUGAAUCAACUCAAUUACAUAAAGGAGCCGAGUUUGAGCUCGAACCAAAAAUCAAACUCAUUUAAGAUGUCCAUUAAGAGAGGGAAAACAAAGUUGUGAACAAAAUAUAGACAAAAAUGUUAUGAACCCAAUCUUGUCAACUUAUACUUUA